GGACCUGGAGGUGGCGCUGUGCAGGAAACACAUCCACCGUGAGCCGAAGAAGAAGAAGCCAGCUGUGUGUGUGUGUGUGUGUGGAGAGUCUGAGUCUGCUGCACAAACAGAGAGCUGCAAACACAGAGUCUGCACAAACACAGAGAGACAAAGACAGAAAGACAGAUAACCGCACCGAGGAAGGACACAGCGCCCACAGAGCCUCUUCAUGUCGCUGUGAUUAUGAUGUUGGGGAGGGGCAGGCUCGUGCCCUGUGUGUGUUUGGGAGUUCUUGGCCUCCUGUGCUGGGUCUGGGUGUCCUUUGCGUCUUUAGCGGAUGAGCAGCUGCCCUUAGGGGCCUGGGAGGCGGUGGACCAUACGGCCUUUGAGCCCCAGAGCGCUCUAUCAGAGAUGGAGUUUGCGUCCAUCAGUUCAUAUCGAGGUCCGGGCAACAAUGACCACCGCAGCAACAAGGAGCUGCCCAUUCUGCUUUGGUGGAGCGGAGGAUUGUUCCCACAUUUCCCCGGAGACACUGAACGCAUCGACUGUGCCAAGUCCUCUUGUCUGGUGACAAGCAACCGCAAGGUCCAGCUGUACAAAAGGACUGCAUCCAUUAUCUUCUACGGCACAGACUUCCGAGCGUAUGAAGCACCACUCCCUCGACUCCAGCACCAGACCUGGGCUCUGUUCCACGAAGAGUCGCCCAUGAAUAAUUACUUCCUGUCACAUGGGCCAGGAAUCCGGCUGUUUAAUUAUACUGCUACUUUUCGGAGGGAGUCCGAUUAUCCCCUGACCCUGCAGUGGCUGCCCUCUCUGGACUACCUGCUCAGGCCCACAGCUGUGCCUCUGGAACAGAAGAACCGUUUGAGGAGAGAGGGUCUGGCCCCUGUGCUGUACAUGCAGUCUCACUGUGAUGUGCCGUCCAACAGAGACCGAUAUGUCCAAGAGCUCAUGAAGUACAUUGAGGUGGAUUCUUAUGGAAAAUGCUUAAACAACAAACAGAUGCCUGAUCAUCUCGAGGACACGUCCACUGCCACUGGAGAGGAUCCACAUUUCAUGAGCUUUGUAGCACGGUACAAGUUUCAUUUGGCUCUGGAGAAUGGCGUAUGUCCAGACUACAUGACUGAAAAGCUGUGGCGGCCUCUUCAUCAAGGCUGCGUGCCCGUGUACCGCGGCUCGGCUGUGGUGGCAGACUGGAUGCCCAACGAGCACUCAGUGAUAAUUGUUGAUGACUUCCCUUCACCAAAAGCUCUGGCAGAUUUUAUCAAACAUCUGGAUGAGAAUGAUGAAGAAUAUGAGAAAUAUUUACAGUUUAAGAACCUAAAGAGUAUCACCAAUGCUAAACUACUGGAGUCAUUAUCGACCCGAGAAUGGGGCGUGAACGACAUGAGUAAACCAAACUAUCUAAACGGAUUUGAAUGUUACGUUUGUGAUCAGGAGAAUGCGAGACUCACAGCAGAAAAAGCAUUCAAAAAAGGCCAGAGUGGUGAACCAGCUCCACCGAAAAUGGCAAAUAACUCCCACAUGGGGUGCCCCCUCCCUCAGCCGGGCUUUGGGGAAGUCCAGGACCUGCCUGAAGACGACGGAUGGUUGCAAAUAUGGCCUCAGGAUUACUGGCAGAGCCUGGACCAAGCCGAGGGGCUGGAGUCUCUGAUAAGACAUAAUGAGUCGGACCCUUCUCUGCUGUGGAAGCACAUCCAAAACAUCGCUAUGAGCAGAGCCAGGGGACAGCGGUGAAUGUGGCAGCUGCCCUGAGGAGACGCUGUCAUGUUCUGUCCAUUAUUCCUGUUUCAGUGACUGAAAUGUGCCGUAACCAGAUAAAACACUUUAUUAAGUGUGUUUUAUACUUUUUAUAGCAAGUACAAUCAACUCUUCUAAGCAUGCUUUUGUUAAGUUAUUGUAAAUGUAUUCUAGUUUGUAUGUAAAUUCAAAGUCACAUGGAUAUUUCAGUUUGUUCUUUUGGUGCUGCCCAGUUUUUCCUGUUCUGUGCCUCGGGAAGCUCGCCCCGGAACCUCGGGAAGCUCGCCCCGGAACCUCGGGAAGCUCGCCCUGGAAGCUCUGAAGGAUUUUUCACCAACACAGACAAUACUCGAUAUGAAGCUGUAACAGACUGCACUGUGUUUGAUGUGCAUUUGACUUUGAGGAAAACUGGGCCCAAAUAAAGUGUUUUUUUUUUUACAAUACUGUUAUUUAUGGACAGGACCCAAAUCAGCUGUUCUAAAAGAUUUUAAAAGGCAUCGUUAUGUCUCCAGCUCUUUCACUGCAGUGACAGACGAGUUCGUUCUCACGGGAGCCACAUAUUUUAGAAAUGGCUCCUGAUUCGUCCUCAGAACCAGGAGCUGAGGAGUGUUGUUUCUUUACACUCUGCAGGUGGUGAAUACCCAAGAGCCAAACACACACUCCAAAUGUGAAAAGUGAUUUCAGAAAAGUAAAAUAUUCAACAAAGGAGCAAAUGUGAUUUUCCACUUGAGUUCAUUACUUGUUAAAGCCCUGUAAGGUGCAUUUUGAACACGUUUCCAGUGUGUGUGCCCAUGGCUCUGUGUUUAAACCUGCUGUGACAGACGCUGGUAGGGCAGCUGUAUUUGAUGACAUCCCCAUUUUGCUUAUUACCCAUGUAAUCUGUAUUUUUUUAUAUUUGGCAGCCUGCGCUGAUGGCACACGCUGUUGUCGUAAGACACUCUGCCAACUCAGAGCUCAGAUCAGUGGCAAAAUGUCGUAACAUCAUUAACCUGUCCCAGUGUGAGGAAAUGAAGGCAAUAUCAACAUAAGUUUAUAUAUUUAUAUAUUUUCACCAUUUUACUUUUUUUUUUUACAAUUUUGUAUUUGAAAGAAUAAGAUUUUUUAACAAAGCAGUGAACAAUAAACACUAUUUUAUGAACAAAAAAAAACAUUCAAAUAGUAACUAGUUUUGCUGUAAUAAACCCCAUAAA
This is a messenger RNA of Periophthalmus magnuspinnatus, 2909 nucleotides long. It is a transcript of the gene pofut4, whose product is annotated as fucosyltransferase 11 (alpha (1,3) fucosyltransferase). Gene Ontology annotation, molecular function: alpha-(1->3)-fucosyltransferase activity. The coding region runs from base 223 to 1716 and encodes 497 amino acids. Gene Ontology annotation, cellular component: Golgi membrane. NCBI's taxonomy places the organism in Eukaryota, Metazoa, Chordata, Actinopteri, Gobiiformes, Gobiidae. The record is from RefSeq and is a predicted model, not a curated record. The transcript is spliced from 5 exons.